CGUCCUCCCACGGCGGCGCGCUGUUGCUGCUGCCGCGGCUUUUCCUUCCCCCCCUCCCUCUCUCCCUCCCUCUCUUGCCCUCCCCCGUCUCGGGAGCCGCGCGCGCGUGCACCCCCACCACCACGCGCUGCUCCCGCUGCCCCUUUUCCGCUCUGCAGAGGUUCAUUUUUUUUUCAGGGGUGGGGAGUCUUCUUCCUCCCCCCGCCCCUCGCCUGCCAGCCAGCGAAGGACCGCCUAAAAUGACUUCGGUAUAAACGCCACAGAAUGGCCUCCAAAGUCACAGAUGCUAUCGUCUGGUACCAGAAAAAGAUUGGGGCUUAUGAUCAACAAAUAUGGGAAAAAUCUGUUGAACAAAGAGAAAUCAAGGGUUUGAGAAACAAACCAAAGAAAACGGGGCACGUGAAGCCUGAUCUCAUUGAUGUGGAUCUUGUAAGAGGGUCGGCUUUUGCAAAAGCAAAACCAGAAAGUCCUUGGACUUCCUUGACUCGAAAAGGGAUUGUCAGAGUUGUUUUCUUCCCCUUCUUCUUCAACUGGUGGCUACAAGUGACGUCCAAAGUUAUAUUUUCGUGGCUGCUUUUCCUUUAUCUUCUCCAAGUGGCUGCCAUCAUACUCUUCUUCACAAUACAAACCCCGCACAACAUACCUCUGACGGAAGUCAUUGGCCCAACAUGGCUCAUGCUGCUCCUUGGAACGGUGCACUGCCAGAUUGUCUCCACAAGGACCCCCAAAUCCUCCACAAAUACCGGCGGGAGAAGAAGGAGGAAAUUACGGAAAGCCGCCCACUUGGAAGUGCAUCGCGAAGGGGAUGGCUCCAGCACGACCGAUAACACCCAAGAAGGGACCGUCCAGAGUUAUGGUACCAGCACCUCUUCUAGUCUUGGCGCUGUCUUCAAGGAACUUUGGCACGCGACUUUCUUUUUAUCAGGAGCAAAGAAAGCAAAGAACUCCAUAGACAAAUCCACCGAAACGGACAACGGGUAUGUUUCUCUUGAUGGAAAAAGGACAGGUAGAAACAACGAAGAUGCUUUACAAUCCCACGAGCCACUUUCUGAGACCAUCCGGUCAGAAGAACCCGGAUGGAAUAUCGGAACUGCCCGAAGUACAUACAACACUUCGAAUCCUAAAGACAGCCACCGGACAAUGACAAAUAUAUCAGAUGAAGUCUCUAGUGAGGAGGGGCCGGAAACUGGAUACCCUUUACGGCGGAAUGCUGAACGCGCUUCCAGCGAUUGUGCGUUUCGAAACAAGAAAUCUCACCACUAUAAGAAACAUUUUCCCGUAGAGGAUGUCCCCAAAUCGGGCACCAGCUGCAGCUCAAGAUGCUCGAGUUCCAGGCAAGAUUCGGAGAGCACCAGGCCAGAAUCGGAGACGGAGGACGUCCUGUGGGAGGAUUUCUUGCACUGCGCCGAGUGCCGUUCGUCCUGCACCAGCGAGACUGACGCGGAGAAUUCCCAGGUCAACUCCUGUGUGAAGAAGGAAUACAGAGACGACCCCUUUCAUCCGGGUCAUUUGCCUUGGUUCCAUAGCUCGAACCCCGGGCUGGAGAAAGUCAGUGCCAUUGUGUGGGAAGGCAACGACUGCAAAAAGGCAGAUAUGUCAGUGCUCGAGAUCAGCGGGAUGAUCAUGAACAGAGUGAACAGCUACGUCCCGGGAAUUGGGUACCAGAUUUUUGGCAACGUGGUCUCCUUAAUCCUGGGACUGAUGCCGUUCAUCUUUAGACUUUCCCAAGAAAAAGACCUGGAACAUUUAGCCACGCACACGGCUACCGAACUCUACGCGAUCGCCUUCGGCUCAGAUGGGAACAUCAUGGUGAUAUCCAUGGUCAUUGUGUGCUUCGUAGUGCGGGUUUCCCUGGUGUGCAUCUUCUUCUUCCUCCUUUGUGUGGCUGAGAGGACUUACAGGCAGAGAUUGCUUUUUGCAAAACUUUUUGGCCAUUUAACAUCUGCCAGGAGAGCUCGGAAGUCAGAGGUUCCACAUUUCCGGCUAAAAAAAGUCCAGAAUAUUAAAAUGUGGCUUUCCCUUCGCUCCUAUCUAAAGAGGCGAGGCCCUCAACGUUCAGUGGAUGUGAUUGUCUCCUCUGCUUUCUUGCUGACGAUUUCGGUGGUGUUUAUCUGCUGUGCACAGCUGCUUCACGUCCAUGCGGUCUUCCUUGACUGCCAUUAUAAUUGGGAACUGGUCAUAUGGUGCAUUUCAUUAACCCUUUUCCUUUUGAGAUUUGUGACACUCGGAUCCGAAACUAGCAAGAAAUACAGCAAUACGUCCAUAUUGCUUACUGAACAGAUAAACUUGUACUUGAAAAUGGAAAAGAAGCCGAACAAGAAAGAAGAACUGACAUUGGUCAAUAACGUCUUAAAACUCGCUACGAAGUUAUUGAAGGAAUUGGAUAAUCCUUUCAGAUUAUAUGGACUAACAAUGAAUCCUCUCCUUUACAACAUAACACAAGUUGUUAUCCUAUCCGCCGUUUCGGGGGUAAUCAGCGACUUGCUUGGAUUUAACCUAAAGCUUUGGAAGAUCAAAUCCUGACCCUCUUCCAAGGCGGGAUGCCGACGUUGCGGUGAAGAAGACAACUAAGAAAACCGAACUGCCUCCACGCAGCCCUGCCGCGCUCGAUUCGCAAUCUCUUUACGGACAUCCGUUUACGGAGGAGAGAGAGAGAGAGAAAAAAAAUAAUA
Thamnophis elegans (Western terrestrial garter snake) is the source of this 2672-nucleotide messenger RNA. It is a transcript of the gene PHTF2, whose product is annotated as putative homeodomain transcription factor 2. The coding region runs from base 265 to 2523 and encodes 752 amino acids. NCBI's taxonomy places the organism in Eukaryota, Metazoa, Chordata, Lepidosauria, Squamata, Natricidae. The record is from RefSeq and is a predicted model, not a curated record. Gene Ontology annotation, cellular component: endoplasmic reticulum. The transcript is spliced from 18 exons.